UCAGACAUUCACUCAGAAAGGUUAUUUGUGCUUCGUGGGUUUAUGAUGUGUGGCACUGCAAAUAAGAUGGAGGUUUGCUGUAGUAUUCAGAUAAUGAACUUCUCUGAAGUUGAUCCUGAAAUAAGACUGGGCCCAUAUGUUAAGAUAACUGAACAGCCCAGACAGAGAGGAUUCCGCUUUCGCUAUGGAUGUGAAGGACCAACGCAUGGAGUUUUACAGGGAGUCUCCAGUGAGAAAAAUAGAAAGACAUAUCCAACUAUUAAGAUAUUCAACUAUGAAGGACCUGCUAAAAUCAUAGUCCAAUGUGUCACUACAGAUGAGCCACCACUGCUACAUGCCGACAGCGUAGUAGGCAAGCAAUGUGAAAAUGGAGUCUGUGUGGGCUAUGUAAAUCCAGACAAUAUGACUGCAAGCUUCCCUAAUUUAGGAAUCCUACAUGUUCCAAGGAGAAUUGCUGUGGAUGUGUUAGAAGAACAGCUUAUCCAAGGAUGGAUGAAGGAAAACUGUGGGUUACUUGAAAAUAAAGAACUUACUAGAGAAGAUCGAGAAAGCAUCCGCAAAGCAGCAGAGCAGAGGGCUAAGAAAAUGGAUCUUUCAGUUGUACGUCUUAUGUUUACUGCUUAUUUACCAGAUGAGAAUGGACACUUCACUCGCAUGCUGGAGCCAGUUGUGUCUGGACCAAUCUAUGACAGCAAGGCUCCUAAUGCAUCAAAUUUGAAUAUAUUAAGAAUGGACAAGACUUCAGGCUCAGUGGCUGGAGGAGAAGAAGUAUUCCUCCUGUGUGACAAAGUCCAAAAAGAUGACAUACAGGUGAGAUUCUAUCAAGAAAAUGAAAAUGAACUGCUUUGGGAAGGAUUUGGAAAAUUUGGACCCACAGACGUUCACAGACAAUAUGCCAUUGUUUUCAAAACACCAAAAUACUUUGACAUUUAUAUCAACAAUCCCGUUUCUGUUUAUGUCCAACUACGUCGGCGUUCCGAUGGAGAAACAAGUAACGCCAAACCUUUUCUGUACUACCCACAAAAGCAAGAUAAAGGUAUAUGGAUGGGACGGAGAAGAAUGAAGUUUUUUCAAGGUAAACGCCUUACAGCAAGUAAUCAAACCAUACAAUGAAAAUGAGGCAUCUCAUCUGCACUGGCAGGCCACCCCUUUAGAAAACAUUUAGAUACCAUCAAGAAAGCAAGUAGAAUGCUUGGUUACAGUAUAUUGGAAAUGAGAGGUUAUGUUUACAAAACAAACUGUCAAAGCCCCACCUGGACCGCUGCCCCCAUCAUGCUAUCUGGAGGUAAUGGAUCUCUUUGCAUUACUCACAAAAAGGACUAACAAGGCAGAUACUGAGAUUUAAUAGUUGUACUGUUAACUAAGAAGUGGAACAGUAUGAAAGAACAUUAAUGAAGGAAGACAUAAGAAAGGUCUUUAAAUGGUAUAAACAUUAAUGUUUUUCUUUCUGGAAACUGAGAAAAGUGAAAAAUAUAAAUGCAGGGCAAAGAUUUGGCAAGCGUUGGGUUACUGUGCUGGGACAUAUUCUGGAAAUAGUGGACCUUUUUAAGAAGAAUAUGUCCAACUCUUAAUUGGGAGCCCUGAGUUGUUUUUUUUCUCUGAACCUUCUGCAUUUUGAUGCUAUAUUUGAGAGACUUUUUUUUUUACCAUUUCAAAUCAAUUUAAUGGUGGUUGUGCCAGAAUUGUUGAUCUAACCUAUAUAAAUAAACUUCUCAUAGUGUAGCAUUUGUAUGA
Messenger RNA from Polypterus senegalus (gray bichir), 1734 nucleotides. RefSeq names its product nuclear factor NF-kappa-B p105 subunit-like. Gene Ontology annotation, biological process: innate immune response; inflammatory response; cellular response to stress. The transcript is spliced from 11 exons. Gene Ontology annotation, cellular component: cytoplasm. The record is from RefSeq and is a predicted model, not a curated record. Lineage: Eukaryota; Metazoa; Chordata; Cladistia; Polypteriformes; Polypteridae. Gene Ontology annotation, molecular function: RNA polymerase II cis-regulatory region sequence-specific DNA binding; DNA-binding transcription factor activity, RNA polymerase II-specific. Bases 43 to 1113 code for a protein of 356 amino acids.